AAGUGGGACACAGACAUUAGGCUUGGCUGUGUUGACAUGGCCGGAAAAGCUGACAGUGAGCAGGAGUCUGAAAGCUGUAGACUGAAUCCUCUCCCUCAACCAGAAAACAAAACUGAGCCGGAUGAAUCUGCCCUCUGUGUUGAAGCCUCAGAGCCUGACACAAUUCCUGACUCUACCUUGCAGGUGGUAGGAGAGAGCUUUUAUGUCAGCCGACACCAUCUGGCGCUCCAGAGCCCUUACUUCAGGGCUCUGUUUUUUGGCUGUGGCGUGGAAAGCAACAAAAGGCAUGUGGAGAUCAAAGGGGUAGAGCUGCAAUACUUUAAGGUCUUGAUGGAGUACAGCAAGACACACAAACUAGAUCUGAAGAGAGAAAAUGUUCUGGGAAUCCUGGAGACAGCAGACUUCUUGCAGCUGGAGCGACCCAGACUGCUGUGCUGCAAGUUCCUUGAGCGUGAGCUGCACCUCACCAACUGCUUGGGAAUGAUGGCCUAUGCCUGGCAGCUUGGUUGUACUCAUCUGUACACCGCAGCACGACAGGUGGCGCUCACACAUUUCUCUGCAGUUUCAUCCCAAGAAGACUUCCUGCGCCUUUCAAAGGAGACAUUAGCAGACCUUCUUGCCAGCGAUGACCUGGCCAUCUUCAGAGAUGAUCAGGCCCUGGAGGCCACCAUGCACUGGGUGUCAUCUGACCCUAAACGAGAGGAACAUUUCCUGGAGCUGAUUGAGCUGGUGAGACCCGAGUCUCUCUCUUUACCUUUCCUUUCUAAGCUUUUGACCCAAAUGAAAAGUUCUGACCCCAGAGCCAGACUCAUCAGCAAGCUCAAUGAAUAUUAUCCACCUUCUUGGUCAGUGGGAACAUCAAUGAGGAGAACCAGAGCCAGCGAGACUUUGUAUAUCCUGGGUGGACCUCAUGAUAAGGAAGAACAGGCUCUGUAUCAGUUUCACCCUCAGAGUGGUAGAUGGCAAAGCUGCUCACCUCUGCAGAGAAAGAACCUAACUGAGUACUCUGUCGCAGCAGUGGGUGACAAUGUGGUCGUCACAGGUGGCUACUUCCGAGACGUGCUGUGGUUCAGUGUGGACUGGGUCAGGAUAUACGAAUGUGGGAACCAGCGCUGGCUGGAUGGUCCAGCCAUGCAGAAAUCCAGACACAGUCACUGCUCCAUUGGGCUGGAUUCAGCUGUGUAUGUGCUGGGCGGCAGCAUGGAUGAAGGCCUCGUGGCUGACGUAGAGAGGCUGGUCCUGGGGUCAGAGGAAGGCUGGCAGGGGGUGAACCCCAUGGUCAGGGCAGUGGAGAGGGCGGCCACAGCUGCUCUGGGAAUGUGUAUUUAUGUUGCAUGUGGUCUAGAUGAAAAUGGGGAUGUGUAUGCAGGAAUUCAGAGAUAUGAGGCGAAGGAGGAUCAGUGGGAUGUAGUCUCCAAUUCACCGUUUCCACGGUAUGACCUGGUUGCCACUAAGCUCAAUGGUGCCCUCUACCUGUUUGGAGGCCAAGCCUUGCGUUUUGACAUGGAGACUGAUGAAUGGACGAUACUCAAAGAAGAGUGUUUGGAGAACAAGUUUUUUUGCGGCUGUACCAACGUCAGUGGCCAGAUCUAUCUAGUCAGCGAGAGGAAAAGCAACAAAGCACUCCCAAGCAUGGUGCUGUUGGACCCGUACAUAGACACUUGCAUUCAGAUAGACGAUGCCAUACCCUGCCCUUUGCCCCUUAGAGGAUGUGUCACCAUGAGGAUGGUCAUAUGAUUUAAUCUUGUUAAAUAAAAUGAUACAUCUGAAGUCUUUAUUUCGGAAAACCGAUCUAAAAGUGAUUUAUACUAAAGAGCUUUACAAAAAUAUUCAUUCCCCUUUAACCUCUUUACAUUAGAGCACAUUUUGACAACAAACUUCUAUGCUUUUUAUUGGAUUUUUUUUGAUAGACCAACAUAAAACUGCAAAUAGCUUGAAAGAAAAUGAUACAUUGUUGUGAAAAGCUUUAAAAUCAGAUGACUUGGGCGUGUAUUUGUAUUCACCCCCAAUCAAUAAUAAAACAAACGUUCACUGCAAUUAAAGCUUGUGGUCUUUUGGACUAUAUACAUACCAAUAUUUUACAAUUCUUUGCAAAAAUAGCUCAAGCUCACUCAGGUUGGAAGAAUAAUGUCUGUGAACAGUAAUUUUUACGUCUUGCUGCAAGUUUCUAGUUGGAUUUGACGAGGAUAACACAUAACAGAAUACAAAUACAUGCAACCCUUUUCAUGAUUUACUUGCAAAAAAAAGUUUGAAAAUACAAGUAAGUGGCAAUGCAAUGCCCUUUAAGUUUGGUAAAGUUAAUAUAACAAAUAGCUUUUCUUCAAAUUUGGACAAAUAAAAAUUGUCUGACUUAUUAAAUAUGGAUCAUUUAUUAAACUUUUCAACAAGCCACUCAGUAAACAAAACAUCCAUGUGCACUCACUACAGAAUAGUCAAGAGUAACCGCUUUAUAAAUGCAUUAAAACAAUAAUUUAAUAAUAUUCAAUAGGAUCUCAACGCAUGUACACCAUUCAGUGAAUCAGCCCUUUUUAUUUUAACCUCCCCUCUAUAAUAUUUACACUGUACAACUUUCAGAUACAGUAGAAAAGCAGCAGAUGUGCCAUGUGUGCACAGUGAAUGCAGCCAGUCAUUUUUGAGAGCUCCAGUGAACACCCAUACAGAGGAUUAGUGAAUAAUAAAGUAUAUCAGUGUUUGUUUGCAGCAGUGGAGACACCGGCUUGUGCACUUCACUGUAUAAAUGCAUGCUUGGUUCUAUCAGUAAGUUGCUAAUACCAAAUGGAAACGCUUCUCUUCAUCUGAGGCCUUAAACUGAGCAGCAAGCGUCUCUGAGUGGACGCGCCUUUUAUGAUGUAUGCAAGACAUUUUGACCACAUCACUCACAGUUGAAUGCUUGUCCAGUAAAAUUAAAAGCACCAGUACAAAGACUUCAUUCAUAUUUCUUGUAGUAAAUUAGUGUAAAACCAGCAGCCUAAGGAACAAAGUAAAAUACCAGCUCAAACUACAACAACAAACCCUAAUGUUGCUUCCUUGACCAUAAUAAACAAGUAUAGCUGAAGUAAACAUAAAAAAAA
This is a messenger RNA of Xiphophorus couchianus (Monterrey platyfish), 3071 nucleotides long. Its product is annotated as kelch-like protein 23. The coding region runs from base 37 to 1737 and encodes 566 amino acids. Lineage: Eukaryota; Metazoa; Chordata; Actinopteri; Cyprinodontiformes; Poeciliidae. Gene Ontology annotation, molecular function: protein binding. The record is from RefSeq and is a predicted model, not a curated record. The transcript has 3 exons.